This is a messenger RNA of Condylura cristata (star-nosed mole), 2137 nucleotides long. RefSeq names its product fidgetin-like 1 (gene FIGNL1). Gene Ontology annotation, molecular function: ATP hydrolysis activity; microtubule severing ATPase activity; ATP binding. Lineage: Eukaryota; Metazoa; Chordata; Mammalia; Eulipotyphla; Talpidae. The record is from RefSeq and is a predicted model, not a curated record. The transcript has a single exon. The coding region runs from base 4 to 2028 and encodes 674 amino acids.
AAAAUGCAGGCCCUUGGCUCCAGGUCUGUACAUCUGAGUGAGUGGCAGAAGAACUACUUUGCAAUUACAUCUGGCACAUGUACAUCAGGACAGAAGGCAGAUGCAUACCGUGCACAGAUACUACGAAUUCAGUAUGCAUGGGCAAACUCUGAGAUCUCCCAGGCUUGUGCUACCAGACUCUUCAAGAAAUAUGCAGAGAAAUAUUCUGCAGUUAUUGAUUCUGACAAUGUUGAAACUGGUCUGAAUAACUAUGCAGAAAACAUUUUAACUUUAGCAAGAUUUCAGCAAACUGACAGUGACAAGUGGCAGUCUGGAUUGUCAAUAGAUAAUGUCUUCAAGAUGAGGAAUGUGCAGGAGAUGAUGCAAACUGGCAAAAAAGUCAAAGAUGCUAUGUUGGCACCUUCUGAUGCCUCAGUAGUGAUUCAUAAAGAGACUAUUGUCUUCGAUCUUCCUAAAUUUGGUGUGUGUAGUGCUUCUGGAGAGAGUGGUCCAUUAAAUAACUCAGCUCAUGGAACAGAAAAGACCCAAAACCUCCCAGAGAAAAGCCUUUUGAUUUGCCCUCAGAAUGCAUCUGUGGUGACUGACAUGCCUAAGUUGUGUCCUGCAUUCUCAACAUCUUUUGGUGAACCAGCUACAGCAAAAUUCUAUGCCACUCCAUUAUUUGGAAGUGUCAAAAAGGAAAAUAACAGCUCUCCUAAUGCCAACAUAGGACUAAAUAUGUUCUUAUCUAAUCAGUCUGGUUUUUCUUCAGAUUGUGAAAAUCUACAGGAAAGGAAAACUUUGUAUGGUUCUGGCAACAGUGAUGCAUUUCCCACCCCACUACAGAGUAAGGCUCUUUGUAAACCAACAGGUAAUGGCCAAAGGGAAGAGAACAGCUUGCCUUCUUUUAAAACUGCAAAAGAACAGUUGUGGGUAGAUCAGCAAAAAAAAUAUCACCAACCCCAGCGUGCAGGAGGGUCUUCAUACGGUGGUGUAAAAAAGUCUCUGGGAGCUAAUCGAUCCCGAGGAAUAUUUGGAAAGUUUGUUCCUCCUAUACCUAAGCAAGAUGGAGGAGACCAGACUGGAGGAAUGCAGUAUAAGCCUUAUGGCACAGUACCCACAGAACCAGCACAUCCAAUUGAUGAGCGUCUGAAGAACUUAGAGCCAAAGAUGAUUGAACUUAUUAUGAAUGAAAUUAUGGAUCAUGGACCUCCUGUAAAUUGGGCAGACAUCGCGGGAGUAGAAUUUGCCAAAGCCACUAUAAAAGAAAUAGUUGUGUGGCCCAUGAUGAGGCCAGAUAUCUUUACUGGUUUACGAGGUCCCCCUAAAGGAAUUCUGCUCUUUGGUCCUCCUGGGACUGGUAAGACUCUGAUAGGCAAGUGCAUUGCUAGUCAGUCAGGGGCGACAUUCUUUAGCAUUUCUGCUUCCUCCUUGACUUCUAAGUGGGUAGGUGAGGGAGAGAAAAUGGUCCGUGCAUUGUUUGCUGUUGCAAGGUGUCAUCAGCCAGCUGUAAUAUUUAUUGAUGAAAUUGAUUCACUGUUAUCUCAAAGGGGAGAUGGUGAGCAUGAAUCUUCUAGAAGGAUAAAAACCGAAUUUUUAAUUCAGUUAGAUGGAGCCACCACCUCUUCUGAAGAUCGUAUUCUGGUGGUGGGAGCAACCAAUCGGCCACAAGAAAUCGAUGAAGCUGCCAGGAGAAGAUUGGUGAAGAGGCUUUAUAUUCCCCUCCCAGAAGCUUCAGCCAGAAAGCAGAUAGUUCAUAAUCUGAUGUCCAAGGAACAGUGUUGCCUCAGGGACGAGGAGAUUGAGCUGGUUGUACAAAAGUCUGAUGGGUUCUCAGGAGCCGACAUGACACAGUUGUGUAGAGAAGCUUCUCUUGGUCCCAUUCGCAGUUUACAAACUGCUGACAUUGCCACUAUAAUGCCAGAUCAAGUUCGGCCAAUAACUUACACUGACUUUGAAAAUGCUUUUAGAUCUGUGCGACCUAGUGUGUCUUUAAAAGAUUUAGAGCUUUAUGAAAAUUGGAACAAAACUUUUGGUUGUGGAAAGUAAAUAGGACACUUGAAACUAAAAGAUAGUAUUUUUGUAGUACAAUCUUUUCCACUUUGUAGCAUAGAAAAUUAUUAAUUGUACUUUGUAUAUUCUGAAUUCUGUACCUCAA